AUGAAGAAAGGAGAGUUGGAAGAAUACCAGGCCAUUGACUGGUACCAGUCUGAGGCCCAGGGGCUGGGCACCCUUGAUGUAGAAUACAAAAGCAUAUUCAGGAUCCAUGAAACUUUUUGUAGUUCAUGCCCCCAAGGAAAAGAUUACAGGAAAGAAAAACUCACAGCGGAGCAGGUGUGUAGCUGGCCACAGCUGAAGAGCUUUAUUACAGAUAGUGGAACUGUAGAUAUUUCCUCUAUUCUGCUACUUAGAAUGAAUCCAUUCAGGGACAGGAUCUGCAAGGUCUUCUCUACAGAUGGCUACUUUACAUUUGAGGACAUCCUUGGGAUGGCAUCUGUCUUCAGUUACCUAGCAUGUCCCACCCUUAAGAUUGAAUAUGCUUUUCGGAUUUACGAUUUCAACAACGAUGGUUUUAUUGAUGAGGAAGAUCUCCAAAAUGUCAUCCGCAGAUUAAUCAAUAAGAAUAACCUCAGCGAGGAAGAAAUUGUGUCUCUGGCAAACCAUAUAUUGGAGGAAGCUGACUUGGAUAAUGACAGAAUGCUCUCUCAAGCAGAAUUUGAACAUGCUAUGAUAAAGUCUCCAGACUUCCUACAGUAA
This is a messenger RNA of Thamnophis elegans (Western terrestrial garter snake), 597 nucleotides long. It is a transcript of the gene CIB4, whose product is annotated as calcium and integrin binding family member 4. Gene Ontology annotation, molecular function: calcium ion binding. The record is from RefSeq and is a predicted model, not a curated record. The coding region runs from base 1 to 597 and encodes 198 amino acids. Lineage: Eukaryota; Metazoa; Chordata; Lepidosauria; Squamata; Natricidae. The transcript is spliced from 7 exons.